AUGCCUAAGGACUACAAUAGUGGAGCGGUCUUUUGGUCACCGAAUAAGGUUCAGGAGGCACGGGACCAACUAGCUAAGAAAGAGGCUGAGGAAGAGGCUCUACGCCUUCAAAAAGAUGAGAAGAUCAAGGCAAGAGAGGCCAAGAAGGCUGAAAAGGCAUGUAUGCUUGAGGAAAGAUGGCGUACAAAGGCUGCUACGAAGGAGCUUCGGCUACAGGAGCAGCAGUUGAAAAAGGCCCAACGUGAGGAGGCAAAAAUCGCUCGGCAAGUUGAUGAACAGCUUAAAAAUGAUAUUAAAAAGGUGAAGAAAGGCAAGCAGAAGGUUAUUGCGUCUAUAACAAUUGAUCAAGAGGAUGUUGUUGAUGAUCAAGCAUCAGAUGUUGAUAAGGAGCCCUCAUUAACGCGAUCACGAUCUGGUAGGCAAAUCCACCUCCCACAGAGGUUUUGCAUGUAG
Molecule: messenger RNA, 453 nt
Organism: Westerdykella ornata
Lineage: Eukaryota; Fungi; Ascomycota; Dothideomycetes; Pleosporales; Sporormiaceae
Exons: 1
Coding region: 1-453 (150 amino acids)
Source: RefSeq, a predicted model, not a curated record